Molecule: messenger RNA, 3313 nt
Organism: Columba livia (rock pigeon)
Lineage: Eukaryota; Metazoa; Chordata; Aves; Columbiformes; Columbidae
Product: semaphorin-3D
Exons: 18
Coding region: 291-2585 (764 amino acids)
Biological process (GO): positive regulation of cell migration; negative chemotaxis; negative regulation of axon extension involved in axon guidance
Cellular component (GO): plasma membrane
Molecular function (GO): chemorepellent activity; semaphorin receptor binding
Source: RefSeq, a predicted model, not a curated record
ACCGCCAGAUGGCAAUUGCUGCUCGCAGAUCCCGGGCCGAGCAGCGGCGGAGCACUCCCGGGACAGCGGGGUCACCCGCAGCGGGGGCUGGUUUUAUGAAUGAAGGGGCUGCCACCCCCCCGGCUCCUCCCUGCAGCCUCCCGGUGCGCUGGGUUUGCUGGAGGCCACUGGGCUGGCAACAGGGUGGGCUCGUCGCGCUGAGACCCUGCGGGCUCCCGGGCUGCUGGUGGCAGAGGUGACAUCCUGGCGCAGGACCAUGGUGCUGUGAGGGCGAGCUGUUGACCAGCAGGAUGCACGCUGACCCCCGCCACGGGCUGCCACUCGCUGCACUCCUCCUCUGCCUUCUCCUGCAGCAGCCAGGCAGCAGCAAGGCAUGGAAACAGCACGCCCCACGCCUUCGCCUUGCCUACAGAGAUCUUCUGAAAUCCAACAGCUCUCACCUGUUGCUGGCCUCAGGGGACCGGCUGGAUUUCCAAGCCCUCUUGGUGGAUGAAGACAGGGCCUGGCUGAUGGUGGGAGCAAAGAACCACAUCUUCCUGCUCCACCUGGACCAUCCCAAUAGAGAGCCCGAGAAGAUUUUCUGGCCAGCCCCCAGGGAGCAGGUGGAACAUUGCCAGCUGGCUGGGAAGAACGUGGAGACGGAGUGUGCCAACUUCAUUCGCCUCCUCCAGCCGUUCAACAGGAGCCAUGUGUUCGCCUGUGGGACCGGCUCCUACCAGCCUGUCUGUGCCUUCAUCCAGCUGGGAGCCAGGGGAAAGGGUCCCGGGGCUCCCCCCAUGCGGUUGGUGACCCACUCCUUGGAAUCAGGGCGAGGACGGUGCCCAUACAGCCCCCAUGAACCCUUCACAGGACUCCUUCUUGAUGGGGAGCUCUAUUCAGGCACCUCCAGCGACUUCAUGGGCAGCAGCGCCGCCUUCUUCCGGACCUGGGUUCAUGGAGCUGAGCAGAGCUACAUCCGCACAGAGCAGAACCAGGACCACUGGCUACACGAGCCUGCGUUUGUCGGUGCCUACGCCGUCCCUGAUACCUACAACCCACAUGAUGACAAGGUCUACAUCUUUUUCCGCGAGAUGGCCAUGGAAGCUGGGCAGUGGGAACGGCGGCACAUCCAUGCUAGGGUGGCCCGGGUCUGCAAGAACGACGUUGGAGGGAAGCGCAGCCUCAUCAACCGCUGGAGCACGUUCCUCAAGGCCCGCCUGGUGUGCUCCAUCCCCGGGCCCCAGGGCACUGAAACCCACUUCGACCAGCUUGAGGACGUUUUCCUCCUGCGCACCCGGGACCACCAGAACCCCCUCAUUUUUGGCCUCUUCACCGUCUCCAGCGGUGUCUUCAGUGGCUCUGCUGUCUGUGUCUACUCCAUGGCAGCCGUGAGAGCUGCCUUCAGUGGUCCCUUUGCACACAAGGAAGGAUUUGACUACCGCUGGGUAGAAUACAAGGGCCGUGUCCCCUAUCCCCGACCUGGCACGUGCCCCAGUGAGACGUACGACCCCCUCCUGCAGUCCACCAAGGACUUCCCCGAUGAGGUGAUCAGCUUCAUGCGCAGCCACCAGCUGAUGUGGGAGCCCGUGUACCCACAGGGCCGCCAGCCCGUCCUGGUGAAGGUCAAUGUCCCUUACCGGCUGCGGCGGCUGCUGGUGCACAGGCUGGAGAUGGAGAGCCGGCACUACGAUGUGCUCUUCCUCGGCACAGAUGAAGGUCAAGUGCUGAAGGUGGGGCUGGCCGGCGGGGUGAGCGGUGGCACCGAGGUGAUCAGUCUGGAGGAGAUCAGUGUCACUAAGGUGCCUUCUCCCAUCCUGGACAUGAAGUUAUCACCAAAGCGGCAGGAGCUGUUUGUGAGCAGCACCCAUGGGCUGCUCCAGCUCUCCUUGUACCGCUGCGAGCUCUACGGCAAAACUUGCACCGACUGCUGCCUGGCCCGGGACCCUUACUGCACCUGGGAUGGCAGGACCUGCGUCCCACAGCUCCUCACUGAGAAGAGACGUGCCCGCUGCCAGGACGUGCUGAAGUCUGACCCGCUCAGCCAGUGUCAGGACACAGCAGAGGGGACCACUGUCUCAGACAAGCUGGUUUUUGGCGUGGAGAAGAACUCAACCUUCUUGGAGUGCCUGGCACACUCCCCACAGAUGACUGUCCGGUGGCUGGUGCAGCACGGCGAGGAGACAGGACUGAGCGAGGUCAGGAGCAACGGACACUUCUCGGUGCUGGAGCAAGGGCUGCUGAUCCGCCAGCUGGCGAGGGAGGACGCGGGCACCUAUGAGUGCCAGGCGGUGGAGCGCUCCUUCUCCCGGCCCCUCACCCGAUACAGCCUCCGCGUCAUCCGGCACGAGGCCAUGGACAUGCCACCUUACAAACGGAACAAGGAGCUGGGAGGGACCCACCAGAGCCCCCGGCCCCGUCUUGACCUGCAGCCGAGCUACAAGGGCUUCCCACGGGCCCUGGGGGCACCGGGCACCAGCCUGGAUGUUUACUGCAAUGCCUUGCGGCACCAGGAGAGGCAGCGGCAGAAAACCUGGCACCAGAAGUGGCAGCACCCGUCUCCAGACAGCAAGAACGGCCGGGUGCGGAGGCACCCCCAGCCCCUGUGAGGGGCAGAGGGAACUGGGGUCACCCUCAGCUCCCUUCCCAGUAUCUCCAGGGCCCUUCUUGCAGGCAGGCAUCAGCUCCGAGACACCUUGCAGCUUCCUGUGCAGAAAAUGCCUCGCUGUUACUACCUCAAACCCUGCCAGUCCCCAAUGUCUCUCCAUGUGCCCUACAGGGCACGCUGGGGUGAGAACACGCAGCCUGCACCAGCUCUCCAAGACUCAAAGCUAUUUACGCAGCAGAAUAUUUAUUCUCCUUGUUUUCCCCUGGGCCUUAACAAUGGCCAUUAUCAGCAGCAAUAAUAAGCACAGAGGACAGAGAAGGGGGACAGCUGGCUCUCCCAAGUGGUUCCCUGACAGCCAGCAGCACCCAGCCCUGCCACAGACACCGUGCACCCACCCAGCCUUCCCCAGCAAGCACCGUGCCACAGCGGGGGCUCCUGCAGGUGGCUGCCAAGGUGCCAGUGGAGCCCAAAGGCCACUGGAGGCAGCAAGACACAGCUGCUUGCUGAGCCUGGGCUCCAGGAACAACGCACCUGGGGUUUGCAGAGACGGCCACACUCAGCCCAGCUCCGAUCCACUUCAAGCCACACUGCUUUUUAAAAUUUUGACAUUCAUUUUACUGAAAAAAAGGAAGAGAAGCAACAGGCAGCUAUACCAACUUACAAUUUAUUAUUUUUUUUAAAAAUGACAUGAAACACAAGUAAAAAUAAAUACAUCAUAUAAACAACAAA